Molecule: messenger RNA, 1410 nt
Organism: Colletotrichum scovillei
Lineage: Eukaryota; Fungi; Ascomycota; Sordariomycetes; Glomerellales; Glomerellaceae
Product: transmembrane amino acid transporter
Exons: 3
Coding region: 1-1410 (469 amino acids)
Biological process (GO): amino acid transmembrane transport
Cellular component (GO): vacuolar membrane
Molecular function (GO): amino acid transmembrane transporter activity
Source: RefSeq, a predicted model, not a curated record
AUGGGGAACGAGGCUGAAGCAAUGAGGGCGCCUGUCGAUCCUGAGGGUCAGGAUAUGCCAAACCAUCAAGGAUCGAAAGGCCAUGAGCAAGAUCCCACUGCGCCACCUGCAUUUUCGACAGGCUCGGGUGGUAUCAUCGAGAAAGAAGAAGGCGAAUUGAUCAACUUCAAGACACUACACUGGCUGCAAGGAGGCAUCGUUCUCGUCGCAGAGACAGUCUCUCUAGGAAUUCUAUCGCUUCCGUCCGUCCUUGCAACUGUUGGACUGGUCCCCGGAGUCAUUCUCAUCUGCGUAAUCAGCGCUCUUGCGACCUACUCUGGCCUUCUCCUUGCCGAUUUCCGGAAACAGUACCCCUUCGUCCAGCACUUCGGCGAUGCGGUCGAGCUAAUUGGAAGGCCCAUUGGUAUGGGUGGCAUCUUCCGAGAGGUCUUCGGAUGGGCCCAGACUAUUCUGCAAGUUUUCCUCAUGGGAGGUCACAUUCUCAUGUGGACUAUUUGCAUGAACACUCUCACGAAUAGCACAACAUGUACCGUCGUCUGGGCUGCUGUUGGAAUGCUGGUUUUCUGGGUCUUCAACGUUCCUAGGACCUUGAAGUGGACGAGCUGGAUGUCAGCAACUUGUGAGUCAUUAGAUGGUCUCUCGGCUUUUCUCCCGCUUUUCUGGCUGUCACCAACAUUGCAGGUGCAUUCUGUAAGUAAACCAACCAGUCAGAAGAUUGGACAUCCAUGGAACUUUGACUUACAAAAUGCCCUUCCAGCAAGCCAUUCGAUCUUUUUCAGCGUAAUCGCCGAAUUCAAGAACCCCGACGACUGGCCAAAGGCACUUGCCUUCCUUCAGAUCACGGAUACAACCCUGUACAUCAUUGCUGCCGUCAUCAUCUACGUUUACGUGGGUCCCGAUGUUCCUUCGCCGGCUUUGUCUGCAGCGGGUAGCGCAACUAUCAGGAAAGCGAUUUGGGGUGUUGCUAUUCCCACGAUUGCCAUCGCUGCCGUUAUUUACGCCCACGUUGCUUCUCAGUACGUUUUCACACGUAUCUUUGGCAACACCAAGCAUGUUGUCAGAAGAACCCGAGUAUCGACAAUCUCUUGGCUUCUCAUCACUCUGGGUAUCUGGGGAAUCGGCAUGGUGAUUUCCGAAUCCAUCCCCGUCUUCAACAAUCUGUUAGGGCUGGUCUCUGCUGCCUUUGCCAGUUGGUUCUCCUUUGGACUGCCAGGUAUCUUCUGGCUCUGGAUGCACAAGGGCAACUGGUUCUCAACCUGGCAGCAGAAGUGCCGGUUCGCGGGGUCUUCGCUACUUUUGCUUGUGGGAGUCCUGCUAUGUGUACUUGGAUUGUGGGUCUCUAUUGAGUCCAUCGCGAAAGGUGGAUCUUCCGCGAAACCUUGGACUUGCGCCAGCAACGCCGCAGAAUGA